This is a messenger RNA of Callorhinchus milii (elephant shark), 2063 nucleotides long. Its product is annotated as tesmin-like. Bases 198 to 2054 code for a protein of 618 amino acids. Lineage: Eukaryota; Metazoa; Chordata; Chondrichthyes; Chimaeriformes; Callorhinchidae. Gene Ontology annotation, biological process: regulation of DNA-templated transcription. The transcript has 12 exons. The record is from RefSeq and is a predicted model, not a curated record. Gene Ontology annotation, cellular component: nucleus.
GAUAUGGAAGCCAUGGAAACUGAUUGUGUACAACAUGGUUACAGUGAUGAGGUACAAGUAGUAAUUCAGUCUAUACCCAAGAGAGAUGAUCCAGAUGGCUCCAGGUCAGGACAUAAUUUAGAUGAUCCUUGCAUUGAGUCCCAGGACUCUGGUGAGGCUUGCCUGGAAGAUGAAAUGAUGGAUGAUGAACAAGAAUCAUGCCCUUCCUCGCAGCAUUCUCCAACUCCACACCCUUCACAUCUUCAUUCGCACCACGUUCACCUCUUGUCCUCGUUCUUGGGAGAAAAUGGAGACGCUACUAUUGUACCAUUAACUACAGUGGGCAACUGGGCCCAGGAACACUGUCUACUCCAUCAACUCAGAGUGAUACCGAUUCAGACUGCUGUGCUGGAGUGAACAGUGUAUACAAGAACAGUAUGGAGCUACCUGAGCAAUCAGCAGAAAUCAAACAGGCUGUAGCAAGCAUUGCAAUUGAACCUAAAGAGGACAGUCAAAUAUCUGACACCCUGACAGAUGAAGUCAACAGGCAGAUCUGCUCACCGCAUCAUCCUAUGGAACGGGGAUCUCCUCUCAGAGACAACUCUAGCCCUAUGGUUUUAUACCAGCUGAAAGGUAGCACUCAGAUGUUAGUGAUAAACAGCACAAACCCAGGGCAACUGAAAGCCGUCCAUGUUCUUCCUCAAAGUCAGCUGCCAGACAACAAAAGUCAGUGUAUCCAGUUUAAUCCACCGGUCACCUCUGUGGAAAACCCAGCAAUACAACCAACUGAAGGUACUGACAUACUAAGUAGCAAAAUGUUGGGAAUUGGAGUGCAGAACGAGUGCAUGAUCUUCAUGGAUAAUACAAAUAGCCUUUCAUGUUGGGAUAAUCACACUUGUGAACAAGAAUGCUUACUGUACAACCUUCUGCUGAAGAAACCAGAAUUUAGCAUUGAGUUUAUACUGAGCUUCCAGGAAAAGCACAAUGGAGACCAGCUUGAUUCAGAAACAAACCACUUUAACCAGAAGCUGCAGCAUUUUCAACUCGCAAUGCUGCAAUGUGUACUAGUCUCUGGGUUCCUGGGAAAGCCACUGCCGAUGUCCAUGCCACAAAGCUCUGGCCUUAGUGUACAGCAGGGACAGACUGGUGGUACUCCAACAAUAAAGAUGGCUCAGCCUUUCUCUCAGCAUUGUGCCUCUCCAAUUCCCUUCCCAUCCAUCAGGCAUAACCUCACAAACCUACCACCUGGCUCUUCAAUGGCCCCAGCUCCAAGCAAUGGUAGUUUGGGGUAUACAAUGGUGCCUACAGAAUAUCUAACCCAGCUGCAACCAGCACCUUGUGCUCCUGUUGCUGAUAAUGGAAGUCUUGCCUCUGAGCCCAACAUCCAUGUAUCUUCCAAUAUUGCACUAGCAAGACUCCCAAUAAUUACAACAGACUCUAGGUCUAAAAAGCCUUGUAACUGCACCAAGUCCCAGUGCCUCAAACUGUACUGUGAUUGCUUUGCCAAUGGAGAAUUCUGCAGUAACUGUAAUUGCACCAACUGCUUCAACAACUUUGAGCAUGAAGCGGAGAGGUUCAAAGCUAUUAAGGCGUGUCUGGAUAGAAACCCAGAAGCCUUCAGGCCGAAGAUAGGAAAAGGAAUGCUAGGAGAAAUCAAACUUCGACACAACAAGGGCUGCAACUGCAAGCGUUCAGGAUGUCUGAAGAAUUAUUGUGAAUGCUACGAGGCAAAAAUAAUGUGCUCUUCUAUCUGCAAGUGCAUUGGGUGCAGGAAUUAUGAGGAAAGUCCUGAGAGGAGAACCUUGAUGAGCAUUCCUGACCCCGGUGAUGUGGGCCUCUGCCAGCCCUGGACUAAAUUCUAUCCUGACAUUUUCAGCUAUAGAAAGCAAGUCAAAGUGAAACAGGAAAGGCAUCCCUUUACCUUUGUUACCUGUGACGUGAUAGACGCAACAUGUGGCUGUCUCCUGGCCCAGGCAGAAGAGGCUGAAAAAGCCCAUCAUUCCCUCUCAGUUGCGGAGCACAUGAUUCUAGAGGAAUUUGGUCGAUGCUUAGCACAAAUCCUUCAUAAAUCCUAGCAUGGAAAU